Belonocnema kinseyi is the source of this 2747-nucleotide messenger RNA. RefSeq names its product sodium/hydrogen exchanger 6 (gene Nhe3). The record is from RefSeq and is a predicted model, not a curated record. The transcript has 13 exons. Gene Ontology annotation, cellular component: recycling endosome; membrane. Gene Ontology annotation, biological process: proton transmembrane transport; sodium ion transport; regulation of pH. NCBI's taxonomy places the organism in Eukaryota, Metazoa, Arthropoda, Insecta, Hymenoptera, Cynipidae. Gene Ontology annotation, molecular function: sodium:proton antiporter activity. The coding region runs from base 215 to 2260 and encodes 681 amino acids.
UAAAUUCCGUAUGGUGCUGAUCGUGUAUUGCAAACACUUAUUGCGUACACGUCAAAAUGGCCUUGAUUUGUUGCGAUUUAGCGACUAAUGUCAUUGUUGCAUGACACGCGCGAAUCGGCGGUUGUGUGCGGUUUAAUACUGCAGUAAAGGAUUUUAUCAGUCGGCACUGAGAGAGUGAGAGAAUCAAGUAGCAAAAGGUAGUGAGGCACCGAAAAUGGUAGUAAUAGGUUGUGUUCGAGCCUUCCUCCUCGGAUUUUCGUGCAUUAUCCUUGCAAAUUGUUGCAAUGGAGCGACUUCGGACAUUGAGUUGGACGCAAAAGCACAAUUGCUGCACAGGCUAGAUAGUUUGAAUCUUUUGCUGUAUACGUUUUUGUUAAUUCUGACAGUAUUAACUAUCUGGACAUUCAAACAUCGCCGCUUGAGGUUCCUCCAUGAAACAGGCCUUGCUGUCAUUUACGGUCUUAUAAUAGGAGCAAUAAUCCGCUAUGGAUUUAAAACGAAUAGUGAAAUUCUUCACAUGCCGGUUCAACCUAGCCCUUACAGCAAAUAUAAUGAGUCUGUACCACCGGACACCUUAUGGUUGCAUUUUCCCGAAGACAAAGGAGGAGGCGUGAAGAAGAAUAAAACAUUUGCUUAUAACUUCCGCGGGGAGAUUUUCAAACAGGACAAUGAAAUUGACCUGAAGGCGACUUUCGAUCCCGAGAUAUUUUUUAAUAUCAUCCUGCCGCCUAUAAUCUUCCACGCUGGUUACAGUUUGAAAAGGAAAUACUUCUUUCGCAAUUUGGGAGCUAUUUUAACAUACGCUUUGAUUGGCACAACGAUAUCAUCCUUCGUAAUUGGAAUUUUGAUGUAUGGGUUCAUACAACUGAUACCGCAUUUGGCCUCCUCAUUCACAUUUUUGGAUACUCUCUAUUUUGGGGCGCUCAUUUCUCCAACAGAUCCUCUAACAAUCAUUUCUAUCUUUAAUGAUCUUCACGUCGACGUUAAUCUUUACGCUUUAGUUUUUGGAGAAAGUGUUUUGAACGAUGCCGUUGCUAUUGUACUUAGCAGUUCCAUUCAGCACUAUCGUUUGCAAUCUGGAUCAGGUGGUUUCGAAACCAUCGCCUUCUUCCGAGCCCUAGGUGACUUUGCAGGAAUUUUUAGUUUAUCACUUUUUAUCGGCGCUACCAUGGGAUGCAUUACAGCAAUGCUCACAAAAUUCACAAGAGUCAGAGAUUUCCCACUCUUGGAAUCAGCGUUAUUUGUUCUCAUGUCUUAUAGUACCUUCCUCAUCGCUGAGGCUUCGGACCUCACUGGUGUCGUAGCCGUUUUGUUUUGCGGCAUUUGCCAAGCUCAUUAUACUUACAACAAUCUAAGUCCAGAUUCUCGGCAAAGGACGAAACAGCUCUUCGAGUUACUCAACUUUUUAGCGGAGAAUUUUAUUUUUAGCUACAUUGGUGUGUCGAUGUUCACGUUCCCCAAACAUCACUUCGAUCCUGGAUUCAUCUUUGCGGGAUUCUUUUGUGCAAUGUUAGGAAGAGCAGCUAACGUCUAUCCUCUGUCGUUCCUGAUGAACUUGGCGAGGAAACCGAAAAUAUCGCUUAAUUUCCAGCAUAUGCUUUUCUGUGCUGGGUUACGAGGAGCGAUGAGUUUUGCUCUGGCUAUCAGGAAUACUGUCUCGGAUGCAAGACAAGCUAUGCUAACUACUACUAGUCUUAUCGUCAUAUUGACGGUAAUUUUCCAGGGUGGAGCGACCACCCAGUUUUUAAGCUGGUUCAAAAUACCAGUUGGUGUAGAUGAAGAAGUAGAAGGUUUAUCGCAUAACGGCGUCAGAAGCUCCGGUGGCGAAGGUGGCUUUGGCGAUCUGGAUAUGCGACGGGAGAGAAGUCCCCCGUACAAUUCUAUGCAGGAUGGACCCUCGUCAGGACCUGGGUUGAAGCCAAACGAAAAAGCUCUCCUUGCGAGGGUUUGGGGUAAUUUUGAUACCCGGUUUAUGAAGCCCUUGUUAACGCAUUCGCGUCCUACACUUCUUGAAACCUUACCGGUUUGCUGUAGUCCUCUAGCUAGGAUUCUUACGACAACCCAACAAAUGACGCAGCAGGAUGACCUAGGGCGAAAAGCUGAUUCGGAUUCCGAUCUCUGCCUUGAUGAGCGCGAGGAGGAGAGACGAAGAACAAAUAGUAUGCAACCGCUGGGAACUGUGACAGGAGAAGUUGGUCUGGGACCACUACCACUACACACACGCGUCGCCCUGCCAGGUUUGAUUGGCCGACACUUAUAAUAUUAAUAAUCUCGAUAAUCGGCUUCCAUUAAUUGUCAAUCCAUAAACAUAAUUUGUAUUCUUCGAUCAAAAACCCUGGUAAUAUUGAAAACGCCAGAUUUUCAAGUAUCACUUUCUCUCAGAUUUUAACUUUUUUUGCUUGAAAAUUCAUUGAAAACUUGGCAAAAACAUCUAUUUCAAAAAUAUAAAUCAGGGUGGCCACUAUGUCGGGAAAUGAGAAUGAAUUUUAUUUUUCCUCGGAUUUUUUAAAAUUAUUUUUCACAGCACCGGUCCCCAUGGGAAAAAAAUAGGUAGUUCAAAAUUAUUUUUCCCAUAAAGUUCGACACUUAUUUCCCAUAAGAAAAAUAUACUUUUUUGCCAAUUUUAAUCAGAAUUUAAAUAAAAAUUGCUUUUAAUACACAAAAUACUACAUUUUACAGAUAAUCAGAUGUUUAAAUAAGUAUUUUAAACAUUAAAUUAUUGUUUAUAGCAAUUUUGUUUUAGAAUA